UUGGUUCGUCACGUCGUCGCUUUUCGUUUGUAACUUCCACCUGUCAAAGCAUCUUCGGAACGGUCAUUACUAAUAUUCAGUCGAAAGUAAAGUAACGUUUAAAGUGCCUUUUCUCAUUGGCUUCUUUGGGGUUAUUGGAUACAACUGAUCGGCCAGAACUCAUACAGCGCCGACGCAUCACUUUAACCAGGAUGGAGUUAAUGGUGGACACCGCUCAGACCCAGGGUCAGACCCAGAGCCAGGGGGGUCAGGCUGUCUCCCCUCCCUCAAUCUUCCCGUAUCGCUUCACCUCGGACGGACGUCUGUGUCACCGGGUCACCCAGGAGCCCUUCAUGUUCCAGAGGGGCUGUGACCCAGACGUCACCCAGAGAGAGGACCAGGCUUUAUGUCUCCACGUCACCCAACACGUUCACUCUCUCCUGGAGGAGCAGCUCCACCUCGUCAGCCAGGGCUACGUGUACCUAUCCCCUGGGGCCCUGGAGAGCCCUGCCAACCUGUUGGUGGUGGUCCAGGACCGGGGAACGGUGCGCUGCGGGCUGUGGAGCUGGAGGGCUGCUGCCAGCGAGGGUCUGGAGAGAGGCAGCAUGAUCCCCUAUGUGAGGAGGGUCCUGGAAGAGGGCAGCUCUGUCCUCCUGAUGAACCCCAACCAAGGAGGAGGUGCUGGGGAGACUCCGGAGGAGCACGUCCACCGCGUCUGGGACCUCAUGGUGUCGCGCUGCGUCUCCCGGCGUGUUGUCGUGGUAGCGCACGGUUACGGAGGCCUGGCGUUCGUGGACCUGCUGUGCCGACGACCGCAACAAGUGGUGACGCAGGUGUGGGCGGCGGCCUUCCUGGACUCCUCCCACAGCCUGUGGCACCAGCCAUUGGACGCGGCGGGUCGAGAGUGGCUGAGGACACGCUCCAGGAGGUGGGUACUGAGCUCCAAGCCCCUGAAUCAGCCAGUGGGGUCGUUGAAAGCAGGAUGCCCUCAGAUGUCAGCUGGUACACAGAGUCAUGACGCCGCUCCGUCUGUCUGCAUGGAGUCGGUGUUUAGGUUCUUCUCCAAAACGCUGAGUCCUAAACCGCCCACCACCUUCAGCAUGGUGACCCGCAGCAGGGGCACCGCGGGACAGAUCAGGCCUCACAGCGGGAGAGGCAUCACCGGGCCUUACUGACAGCACCAGUGAAGUACAGGGGCACCGCGGGACAGAUCAGGCCUCACAACGGGACAGACAUCACCAGGCCUUAUUGACAGCACCAGUGAAGUACAGGGGGACAGAUCAGGCCUCACAGAUCAGGCCUCACAGCGGGAGAGGCAUCACCAGGCCUUACUGACAGCACCAGUGAAGUACAGGGGGACAGUGGGAAUUGAGUAUUUAUCUUUCGCUCAGAAAGACACUUGGUCUAAUUCAUGUUAAAUCAUUUUUCUGGACACUGGAUGAAAUCAUCCUAAAUAUUUUUAGUUUAAUUUUGUUAAGACACUCCAGGACC
Molecule: messenger RNA, 1470 nt
Organism: Salmo salar (Atlantic salmon)
Lineage: Eukaryota; Metazoa; Chordata; Actinopteri; Salmoniformes; Salmonidae
Source: RefSeq, a predicted model, not a curated record